AUGGGUCAUCAGUACGGUGUGGUAAUGCCCUUCCCGCCACAAAAUUUUCCAGACGUAAUUAACAACAGUAACCCAACGCUUUCUGGAGCAGACUUCAGAAAUCCAUCUUCAGUAACAUAUAUCAAUCCCAAUCAAUCCAAUCAAAUUUUCGGUACUGCUGCUAAUCAGUCACCAAAUAUAGUUCCAAAUCGAAACUGCAAUUCCUCCAAUCAGUUUACUGCCAAUCUUCCACCAACACCAACAAAUGAUUCACCACACUACUUCAUUCCAUUCAAUUGUGUUGUUCCCGAAGAUGACGCUAACGCACACGAUGGAAAUGUUGGAUUUCCAGUAUACGACGAAUUCGACAAUCCGGAACUCAACUGGUGCUAUACAGCUCCAGUACACAAUAAUGGAUUUGGAAAUGAGUAUGAAAUCUGGAAACCUCUUCCAACACUUACUCUCAAUAAUGGUAACUCAACUGAACAGAUCUUCGUGAACAAUUAUCUGUUCGAUUCGCCAAUGUUGCCAGCUCCGAUGGGAGGUUCAGAAGUUGAUCAGCCAAAUGUUCAGCAAACAUUCCAAGAUACAUACGAUGCUGAUAUGAACGAUCUGCAGUAUAGCUUUAGCAACUUCUCGUUCUUGGAUGUAUCACCACAGACAACUCCGACACAAGCAUCGCCACAAGUAUUCACGCCACAAGCAUCACCACCGCGAAUGUUUUCGCCACAGGUAUCAACGCAGCAGGUAUUUCCAUCACAGGUUUCAACGCAACAGGUAUUUCCGCCACAGGCUUCAACGCAGCAGGUAAUUUCGCCACAGGUUUCACCACAGCAGAUAUUUUCGCCACAGGUACCGCUGUCACCGGUGCAUCAGUCGCAGAUGUUUCCUCCACAGCAAAUGCUACCACAGCAUAUGCUGCCGUCGCAGAUGCUACAGUCGCAGGCAAUGCCACCGCAUGCAAUGUCAUCACGUACAAUGUCUCCGCAUGCAAUGCCUCCGCAUGCAAUGCCUCCGCAUGCAAUGCCUCCGCAUGCAAUGCCACCGCAUGCAAUGCCACCACAUGCAAUGCCACCACAUGCAAUACUACCACAAGCAAUGCCACCACAUGCAAUGCCUCCGCAAGCAUUUCAGCCACAGAGACAGGUUUUGUCGCCACAAAUGAUGCCAUCGCGGAUGUCUAUGCCACAGCGAAUGCCACUACAGUUUCCGCAGCCACAGUUUCCGCGUCCACAGACUUCAAAAGCAUCAAAGAAGACAUCGCCGUGGAAGAAGAAUUUCCCACCAAAUCGUAAGAACGAUUAG
This is a messenger RNA of Loa loa (African eye worm), 1284 nucleotides long. RefSeq lists its product as hypothetical. The coding region runs from base 1 to 1284 and encodes 427 amino acids. The record is from RefSeq and is a predicted model, not a curated record. The transcript is spliced from 5 exons. NCBI's taxonomy places the organism in Eukaryota, Metazoa, Nematoda, Chromadorea, Rhabditida, Onchocercidae.